This is a messenger RNA of Pseudopodoces humilis (Tibetan ground-tit), 589 nucleotides long. RefSeq names its product UDP-N-acetylglucosamine transferase subunit ALG13-like. The record is from RefSeq and is a predicted model, not a curated record. Gene Ontology annotation, molecular function: hexosyltransferase activity. NCBI's taxonomy places the organism in Eukaryota, Metazoa, Chordata, Aves, Passeriformes, Paridae. Gene Ontology annotation, biological process: dolichol-linked oligosaccharide biosynthetic process.
GCGCGCGGCGCCCCCUGGCGGCCCCGCGGCCGGCCCGUCCCUCCCCGUCCCGGCGGCCAUGAAGUCCGUGUUCGUCACGGUGGGCACCACCAGCUUCGACGAGCUGAUCGCCGCCGCCGGCUCCCCGCCCGCGCUGCAGGCGCUGCAGAGCCGCGGGUACCAGAAGCUGGUGCUGCAGGUGGGCCGGGGCUCGCUGCCCCAGGCGCAGCCCUGCAGCAGCUCGGCCGUGGCGGUGGAAGUGUUCCGCUUCAAGGACUCGCUGGCUGAGGAGCUGCAGAGGGCAGAUCUGGUCAUCAGCCAUGCAGGUGCUGGUAGCUGCCUGGAGACUCUAGAGAAAGGAAAACCACUAAUAGUAGUAAUAAAUGACAAGCUGAUGGACAACCAUCAGCUUGAGCUGGCCAAACAGCUCCACAGAGAUGGCUGUGUCCUCUACUGUAACUGCAGCACUCUUGUGGAGACACUGCAGUCAAUGGACUUGUCAGCUUUGAAACCUUUUCCUCCUGGACAGCCAGAAAAGUUUGCUUCAUUCUUGGAUAAAGUUCUUGGGUUGCAAUAAACAAAAUGGAGAAAUAAAGAAGUUGGAAUAAAA